AUGACAUCAAAACGCUAUAUCAAGAAACCAGUGCCGCCUAAAUUUGAUUCAGAAGAUGAAGAUAUUUCAUUGGAUGCUAGUCAACGUUCCGAUGAUAGUUUUUCACAAUUUGAGUCAAUUGGUGAUAAUUCUGUUGCUAUCGAGCCAAUAAUGGCACGAUUAAGUACAAUUAGUAAUAGUCAGACAUCAUCGCAAAAUUCUGUUGAUAUUCCAAUAACAACACCGAUUUCAUCACGACGUACCAGUUUUAAACAUCCUCAAUCCGAUCAAACACCACUGACAGUUUCCAAAAAAGAACCAUCAUACACGGUUAGAUAUGCGACAACGACAACACCAGGCAUUAAAACCACUCCACCAUCUUCCACUAAUAAACGAAAACGAUCAGAUCAAGAAAUUGUUAUUAUAUCGUCAUCACCACGAGAACAAGAAAACCAACAACAACAUCAACAUGAUAUCGAUUUGUCGUCUAUUUCAAUCAAAACACCUGAUCAAUCACCAUUUUCAAGACGUAAACAUUUACAAUUAGUUCAGGAAACAUCUUUUCGUUCUCCAAAAUGUUUAAGACGUAGUCGUUUACAUGAGACAACAACCACAUCAAUUGGAACAAACGAAAGUGAAAAAUCUAGUAGAGGUGAUUUUACAAAUAUAAAUCCAUUUAGUCCGGAAUCAUGUUUAGCGAAACGUUUUAAAAUCGAAUGUCACCCAUCACCACGCUAUGAAACACGUUUAGCUGUUAAACGAGCAGCAGCAUUAAAUAAUAGUUUUCAAAAACAGCAAGAACCACAAUCGCAACUAUUAAUGCUACGUGAAUUAGCUAUAAGACGUUAUGAUGAAGAGUUUCGUGAAGAAUAUUUAAUUGGAAGUGGUGAGUUUAGUCAUGUUUAUUUAGUAACAAAUCGUUUAGACGGUUUAAAUUAUGCUAUUAAAACAUCGAAACAUAGCAUUAUUGGUACAUCCUAUGAAAAAUUAGCAUGGCGAGAAGCAUGUGCACAUGCUGCAUUAAUCUCUCAUGAAAAUAUUGUACGUUAUUAUUCGGCAUGGAGUCAAGACAGCAAAUUUUAUGUACAGUUAGAACAUUGUAAUGGUGGUACAUUAGAUGAUAUUAUACAAAAAAAUCGUUUACAUAAUACAAAUAGUGAAUCACGUACAUUAAAUGAACACGUGUUAAAACAAAUUUUACAUCAGAUGGCUGAUGCUUUAUCCUAUAUGCAUUCGAAAGACAUCGCACAUUUAGAUGUUAAACCAGCUAAUAUCAUGUUAUGUUUCAAAGGCAAAGGGAUAUCGUCAUCUGAACAAUUGGAAAAUAUGAUGGAUGAACAAGACAGUGUUAUUUAUAAAUUAACUGAUCUUGGCCAUGUUUGCUCAAUCAGUAAAUGUACAGUCGAAGAAGAUGGUGAUAGUCGUUAUUUAGCGUUAGAAGUAUUGCAAAAACAAAAUUUAACAAAUUUAGCUAAAUGUGAUAUAUUUUCUCUUGGUCUAACAUUAUACGUUUGCGGUACAAAUAAAGAAUUGCCAAUGAAUGGAAAUGAAUGGCAACAAUUGAGAUUGAAUAUUAAUCACCACUUAACAAUAAUCCAAUCGUGUUCACAAGAAUUCAAUGAUUUAUUGUUAAAUCGAAUGUGUAAUGUUGAUCCGCUUGAGAGACCAACAGCAUAUGAUUUGUUAAUCAAUCCUGUGGCUUCACCGAGUAAUCCGUCAUGUCGCGAAACACUGAGACACAGUUUAAAACGUGAAAGACUAAAAAAUUCAUUACUGAAUAAAAAAUUAUUGGAACAUUACAUUCUAACAACGUCAACAGAUAGUAAUAACAAUGAUGGCAGUUGUGUUCAAUACAGCAACAGCAACAAUGCAAGUACUCAUUUGUUUUUAUCACCAAGUCAGUCAUCCUCAACAAAUAUUCAACAUUAUGCCUCCACACCAAAUGAUUUAUCGUCAUCAACUUCCACGAGUGGCCGUUUGAAUAUAAAUACAAGUUUCGGUUUUAUCAAUCCAAAUCAUUUUCAUUUAAAUAAUUCGUUAACAUCACCAAUGAACGGUGUUCAACGAGGUUGUUCUUCAUUGAAAAACAAUAAUAAAUGUGCUGUUAUGGCCAGACAUUAUAGCUCAAUUAUUUAA
Molecule: messenger RNA, 2115 nt
Organism: Didymodactylos carnosus
Lineage: Eukaryota; Metazoa; Rotifera; Eurotatoria; Philodinida; Philodinidae
Source: the annotation of a GenBank genome assembly